Messenger RNA from Lepus europaeus (European hare), 4809 nucleotides. RefSeq names its product protein phosphatase 1 regulatory subunit 26 (gene PPP1R26). The transcript has 3 exons. Lineage: Eukaryota; Metazoa; Chordata; Mammalia; Lagomorpha; Leporidae. Gene Ontology annotation, biological process: negative regulation of phosphatase activity. The record is from RefSeq and is a predicted model, not a curated record. Gene Ontology annotation, molecular function: protein phosphatase inhibitor activity. The coding region runs from base 558 to 3767 and encodes 1069 amino acids.
GCCCCGGGUCCCGCCCCCGCGCGCGCCCCGCGUUCCUCGAGAGUCGGCGGGCGCGGCCGGGCGCCAGUAAGUUAGGAGCCGUCGCUCGGGCGUCGGCCGGAGAUCCCCGCCCGAAGCCGGCCGAGGAUGUGUCCGGGUGCCCGUGGGGCAGCGGAGACCGCCCAGGAGCGCCGCUGGCCGCCGUGUCUGCCCCGUGGACCUCUGGGAAUUCUGCUGAGUUCGUAGGCCGCACGUUCCCGGAGCAGUGCCUGCAGCUGGGUCAGGUGUCGCGCGCUCCUGGUGAUUCCGGCUGCGCCGUGUGGCCACGUCCGGCCGGGGCCCCCAGGCCAGGAGCCCGUGGGUCGGUGGAGAGCGGACUGAAGUCGCCCUAACCCUGGAUUGUGAAGCCGCAGACCCCGUGGCCCCGCCGGGAGCUAGCCGCCCUGGUGCAGAGAGGAGGGGGCUGCGUGUCGCGGGCUGGGUGGCUCCGCUGUGCUAGCCGAGGCCCCGUGGCCACGCGUCCGCCCGCGUGCCGGCCCCCCUCUGCAGCAUGUGCCGCCCCCGCGCCCCCCGCUAGCAUGUUCCUCAUGAACGCACCCCCGGUGGCGGCGCUGCGCUCCAAAUGGGAGGCCUUUAGGUUUCCCAGGUGCUUCUCGGAGCCGGAAGCCGCCGUCGCGAGGGCCUCCGUGAGUGCCAGGGUGCACAUGGUGAUCAGCUCGCUGCAGCGCGGCGUGAGCCAUGAGCCGGCCGCACCCCGGAGCCACAGAGCCGAGCGGGGCCCCCUGGUCAGGCCGCCCGCGCGCCACGGGCAGCAGCCCCUGCUCGCCGCCUGUGGCCUGGAGCCGGCAGCGCCGGAUUCCGACAGCGAUGACUCCGUGGACCGGGACAUCGAGGAGGCCAUCCAGGAGUACCUGAGGGCCAGGGGUGGCGCCGCACAGCAUGCCGGGGCUGGGAGGUGCAAACCAGAACCCGCUCCCGUCGCUGCCCCGGCCGCCCCCUGCCCAGACCCUGGCGGCGAGGACCGGGGCUCGGCGUCCCCGGCCAGCGUAAGCAGUGACGACUCCUUCGAACAGAGCAUCCGGGCGGAAAUCGAGCAGUUCUUGCGCCAGAAGAGACAGCAGGAGACACACAGAGGCGAGGGGCCCGCGGACAGGAGCCCAGACCCCGGCGAGAGCCCGGCCAGGUCCACCAGCAGACCCUGCAGAGAGCUGGCCGGGAGGGCGGCGCCCCCGGCCCGGCUGGACCCUGCGGGAGCCUCCAGGGAAUUCAUCUUCCGCAAGGCUCCGCGGUGGGCCAAGGCGAACGGGCAGCCCCGGGGCCUGCGGGCCGAGGCAGCACAGCAGAGAGGCGGCGCCGGGCGGAGGCCGCCGCGCGCCCAGGCCACGGCCCCAGCCCGGGAGGCGUCCGACUCCAGCAGCGACGACGGCAUCGAGGAGGCCAUCCAGCUGUACCAGCUCGAGAAGACCAGGAGGGAGGCCGGCGGGGGCCCACCCACCGACGGCGGGAGCAGCGCCGCCAGGCCCGGCUUGCCCGAAGCCCACCGGAGAACGCCCAGCAAGAAGAAGCAGGGCUCCAUGAAGGCUGCGGACCCCGGCCCCCCGACCAAGCUCCCGAGGGCCGGCAAAGCUGCCGUGCCCCCCGGCGACUCGGCGGGCCGGCCCUGCUGCCGUGCCGACGCGUCUGCCGAGCUCCUGUGUGCCGAAGCCAUCCUGGACAUUUCCAAGGCGAUCCUGCCCGUCCCCGGGGAGGGGAGUGGCACCCGGCCGCCCGCCAGCCUGCUCCUCCGCCCCCCCGACGUGCCUUCCCACGCCGACGGCGGCGACGGCAGCUCCGUGGACAGCGACGACAGCAUAGAGCAGGAGAUCCGGGCGUUCCUGGCCCUCAAGGCCCAGGCUGGGAGUUUGCUCGCCAGAGCCGAGGGUGGCCCACAGCCCACCCAGGGCCCGCACAGCCAGCCCGGGGACCCCAAGACCCCUCUCCCCAGGCCCCCGGAGCUGCCGCUGAGCUGCAGGAGGAAGCGCAGAGGCUGCGGCAGCUCCCUGAGGCCUUCGGCGCCCAAGAAAACCAGGGAGCCGAGGGACGGCGGCCAGGGUGCCAGCCUCGGCCCGGGCAGAGCGCAGCCCGGGCAGGACCUGCCUGGCCUGGGGCUGGCCGGCGGCGAGCUCCCGAGAGAGCAAGAGGCCUCGGGCCAGCCUGCAGCCUGCAGGGCCGCUCGGCUCAGUGACACACAGGCGUCCCCUGGUCCCGGGAGGGCGGAGGAGGCCCGGAGCGCCAAAGAGAAGGAGAGCUCCCAGGACAAGAGCAGCUCGCUGGACAGCGACGAGGACCUGGACACGGCCAUCAAGGACUUGCUGCGGUCCAAGCGGAAGCUCAGGAGGAGAGGCAGGGACCCCCGGGCCACGGGCAGGAAGAAGGUCCGGUUCAGCACCCCCGAGACGCGGCUCUCGGACAGGCUGGGCGGCCUCCCGAGGGGCUGUGGGGAGCAGAGCCCGCAGGUGCUCAAGAGCUGCCUCUCCCCGUGCCGCCGGAAGCCCCCGAGCACCUGCACCAGGCCCGAGGCCGCCUUGGCAGGCGAGAGCGCCGCCCCCGUGUCCCGGCCGAGGGGCCGGGCUUCCUCCAGGGGGAGCCCCAGCUCCGGCGAGGCGGCAGCCCGGGACCAGCCGCGUCCAGCCGUGUCAGAGGACACCAGCUCGGUGGACAGCGACGACAGCAUCGAACUGGAGAUCAGGAAGUUCCUGGCGGAGAAGGCCAGGGAGUCCGCGACGAGCGUUUGUGAGACACCGGCCCCGGCUGGGGGCCCCCUCGCUCUAGGGACAGGCACGCCGGCCCUGCAGCCCGGCGUGUGCACGCGCAGCCAGAGGGCCAGGGGCACGCCCGGCUCAGCAAGCCUCUUUGCCCAGGGCGGGAAGGGCGCCCCCUUGGCCGAGCUGGGCCCUGGCCUCACUGCUGCUCUGGCUGGCUGUGAGCCGGCGGCCCCCAGGAGUGCCAGCGGGGUGCUCUCUGCCAAGGGGUCUCCUGGGAGCAGGAGCGGCAUUUACGUCCACAAAGACCAGAGCCCGCGAGGGGCAGAGCCCGCGGCCUCCGACAGCGCUCCCGGUCAGCUGCCAAAAGCAGGCAGCGAGGCCAGAGGCGCCGGGGGGACCUUCCACGUGAGCUACGGGAGCCGCAGCCUGCUGACCCCCAGCCCAGGGCCCCAGGCCGACCUCCCGCUGCCCUGGAGCGACUUUGCCCACCCGGCUAGGCUGCCCAGCCCAUGGGCACUGAGCUCAGAGGGCAAGGGCUCGGCGUGGACCGUGGGCCUCGGGGGUGAGAAGGAGAAGGGGGCCGAGGGGCUGGCCCGGGGCCCCCUGGGCCUCACGCUGGAUCCCAGGAAGGGCCCGCCCUUCUCCGGCUUCUCUCCCCUGCUGUCCACCCAGUUGUUCCACUUUGGGAGGGGCGUGUCCUGGGGGAGCAAGCACCCCGGCCUCUCCAGUGCCCACCUGGGGCUACCGCUGCAGAGCCCCCACUUCUCUGCCUUCCGGGAACCCCCGGCCAGCCACGGCCCCGUGUUCGGGGGCUCACACCUGCUGGGGAAGGAAGCCGGGCCCUGGCCCGGAAGGAAGGCGCAGGCCGGGCUCAGCUCCCAGGACAGGAGGGGCUCGGGCUCGGGCUCGGGGGGGCCCUGUGCAGACCUGCGGUAUCGGCCCGGGUCUGGCAACACCGACCCCCAGGACCCGGAGGCCUUGGGCAGCGAUGCCAGCGAGCUGAGCGACGCCUCUGUGGAGGAUGGGGUGGGGGCGCGGCCGUGAAGGGCAGAGCCCCCCCAGCCAGCUGUGGGGCCAUACCUGGUGCGGGAGGCAGGUGCGCAUGCCCACCUGUGCGCGGGCGACACCUGUGGCCCUCGGCGGGCCCCGUGUAUAUGUACACUAACGUGACACGAGGUUUUUAUUUAACAGAUGUGUCCCAGUAAAUAUGAUUUUUGUAGCUCUUUGUAAAUUAUUUAAAGUACUGUAAAAAGUAUUUUUGGAAAAUGCUGUCAUUGAGUUUUGUAGGGCCUGCGGGUUUCUGUGGUCUGCGUGUGCGUCUUAGGGUCGCCGGCGUUUGGUUCUCGCCCUCCCCGCCGCUGUCUGUCGCAUCUGCGGGCCCAGCCUGAGGCUCCCCGCGGUGGGCGGUGGCCCCUGCACGUGGAAUUCCGGGCAGGGGCACGGCUGGUCCCAGGCCUGCCUCCCUGUGUGCCCGCUGGGGCCCCCACAUUGACCUCACUCGGUUACGGCUCCGAAGGGCGGCGGUGUGUCCCCGCUCGGCACUUCCUGUCCCGGGUCUGUAGCGUGCGUGGGCGCUGCUGGAGUUAACUCCAGGGCUCCGGUCCCCAGACACCAGGGGCCGAGGGCCUUCCCCACACCUACCCUCCAGGCCCCGGCACCCAGCCUGAGCGGCCCACGCAGCGCCAUCCAUGCCGUGGCCCCCGUGGCCCUGGCAGCGCUGCAGGUUUGUUGGAGGCGGUGGCCUUGGGUCCACCAGCGCCACUGUGUUCACUUCCUGUGCCUUCUGCCCUGAGGCGGCUCCAGCGGCCGUAACACCUGCGCUGUGACUGUCCAGCACGGGUGGCCACGCCCCCUGGGUUGAGCCCGGCCCCCAUGGUCGUCCCCUGCUCUCUGGCAUGGGCCUGCUGUCCUCACGGGGGCCUGUCCGUCUGUCCGUCCGUCCACCAAGUGCUUCUGGGCAGAGCGGUGCCAUGAGACCCGCGCUGUAAGUUCCGUUCCAUUUUCUGCAGGGCGCCGUGAACCCUAGGAGAGCCGACCAGCUGGUUUUGUAAGAGAACGGCUUUUUCAUACAAAUAAACCGAGCUCC